This is a messenger RNA of Cavia porcellus (domestic guinea pig), 1642 nucleotides long. It is a transcript of the gene Hs3st1, whose product is annotated as heparan sulfate-glucosamine 3-sulfotransferase 1. The coding region runs from base 352 to 1296 and encodes 314 amino acids. Gene Ontology annotation, molecular function: [heparan sulfate]-glucosamine 3-sulfotransferase activity. The transcript has 2 exons. Lineage: Eukaryota; Metazoa; Chordata; Mammalia; Rodentia; Caviidae. The record is from RefSeq and is a predicted model, not a curated record.
CCCUCCCCUGGAUUAAGCUCCAAAACGCCCGCCUGCAAGGUGCUGGGCGAGCUGGCAGCCGGGAGCCGACGCCAGCGCCAGGUCUCUGCGGGAGCCCGUGUCCCCUCCCCGCCUGACGACCCGAAUCUGGGGUCCUGGGAUUCACUCCACCACCAGCCGCGAGGGCUCCGCGGCGCUGCCCAUGGCCCAGCCCGAGAGCCGGUUUAGGGCGCCCGACGGGCGGGACCGGCGCGCAGCUCAGUAAUCAGCAGCCUGCAACGCCCAUGAGCCAGUGACCCGCGGCCUGUCCUGCGUGGCGUUCAUGCUCCUGGGACGCAAGGCCCAGUGAAGCCACCGCCCGCAGUGUCCAGCAUGGCCGCGCUGCUGCUGGGGGCGAUGCUGCUGCUGGUGCAGCCCCAGCUGGUGCCUUCCCGCCCCGCCUCCCCAGCGCCAGAGGCUGGCCUGCAAGAGGCGCUGCGCAAGGCCGGGAGCCUCCAGGAUGACCUCCGAGAGCCCGCGGCCACCAAUGGCUCAGCGCAGCAGCAGCAGCUGCCGCAGACCAUCAUCAUCGGGGUGCGCAAGGGCGGCACCCGCGCGCUGCUGGAGAUGCUGAGCCUGCAUCCCGACGUGGCGGCCGCCGAGAACGAGGUGCACUUCUUCGACUGGGAGGAGCAUUACCGCCUGGGCCUGGGCUGGUACCGCAGCCAGAUGCCCUUCUCCUGGCCGCACCAGCUCACGGUGGAGAAGACGCCCGCCUACUUCACGUCGCCCCAAGUGCCUGCGCGCGUGUACCACAUGAACCCGGCCAUCCGGCUGCUGCUCAUCGUGCGGGACCCGGCGGAGCGCGUGCUGUCCGACUACACCCAAGUGUUCUACAACCACAGGCAGAAGCACAAGCCCUACCCGUCCAUCAAGGAGUUCCUGGUGCGCAGCGACGGCCGGCUCAACGUGGACUACAAGGCCCUGAACCGCAGCCUCUACCACGCGCACCUGCAGGGCUGGCUGCGCUUCUUCCCGCUGCGCCGCAUCCACCUGGUGGACGGCGACCGCCUCAUCAAGGACCCCUUCCCCGAGAUCCAGAAGGUCGAGCGCUUCCUCCGGCUGGCCCCCCAGAUCAACGCCUCGAACUUCUACUUCAACAAAACCAAGGGCUUCUACUGCCUGCGGGACAGCGGCCGGGACCGCUGCUUGCAUGAGUCCAAAGGCCGGGCGCACCCGCAAGUGGACCCCAAACUCCUCCACAAACUGCACGAGUAUUUCCACGAGCCAAAUAAGAAAUUCUUCGAACUCGUGGGCAGAACAUUUGACUGGCACUGAUUUCUAAGCAGCAAAGCUCGGGACCUUUGCUAUAUACUGCACCUUCGGCUGUAUAUCUAGGGGAGGGGGAGAGAAAGAAUUUUAAAAAGGGCAUUGAAGCUAUAAUUUAUUUGUAAAAUCCCAUAAAUUACUUCUGUACAGUAUUAGAUUCACAAUUGCCAUAUAUACUAGUUAUAUUUUUCUACUUGUUAAAUGGAGGGCAUUUUGUAUUGUUUUUCAUGGUUGUUAACAUUGUGUAAUAUAUGUCUCUAUAUGAAGGCACUAAAAGUAUUUCACUGGGGAAAAACAGAUUUUUCUGGAGACGCUGUCUUUUUUUGAAUAUAAUUAUCUUGCCCCCAACUCAAAA